Molecule: messenger RNA, 1098 nt
Organism: Cynara cardunculus var. scolymus (artichoke)
Lineage: Eukaryota; Viridiplantae; Streptophyta; Magnoliopsida; Asterales; Asteraceae
Product: cytochrome P450 83B1-like
Exons: 2
Coding region: 17-1063 (348 amino acids)
Molecular function (GO): iron ion binding; heme binding; oxidoreductase activity, acting on paired donors, with incorporation or reduction of molecular oxygen
Source: RefSeq, a predicted model, not a curated record
UGAGGUCUCACGUUCCAUGAAAAAGAUACAUGAGCUAGCACUUUCAUCUAAGCAGGUAAACUUGAGCGAAAUCAUCAAGAAUGUAAUGCUGGCUAUCAUACUGCGAGUGGGUUUUGGCAAGAGGUAUGAAGAUGCACUUGAGUGGAAGAGGGUUUCUCGGCUUAUUGGCGAACUUCAGGCGGCAAUAACAACCUUUUUCAUUUCGGAUCUUUGGCCUGGUUUGCCUUUUGUGGGUUUGAUUGAUAGGCUAAUGGGCAAGAUGGAACAGCUAGAAAAGUGCUUCCAUGAUUUAGAUUCGUUUUACCAAGAACUAAUUGWUGAACACCUCGAACCUCAAAACUCCAAGCCUCAUGACGAAGAGCUGGACAUCAUUGACAUUUUAAUUCAACUCAAGAAAGAUCAAGUCUUGAGUCCCUUUGAGCUCACUUCCGAUCACAUAAAAGCCAUGCUAGCGGAUGUAUUGGUAGCCGGAACAGAUGCAAGUGCUGCUACAGUGAUUUGGGCGAUGACAGCACUAAUGAAGAACCCGAAAGUGAUGAAGAAAGCACAAGAAGAAGUAAGGAUUGUGGUUGGAAAGAAAGGUCAAAUAGACGAAGACGAUCUUCCAAAACUCACCUAUCUGAAGGCAGUGGUAAAAGAGAUCAUGAGGCUAUACCCUCCAGCUCCCCUUUUAGUACCUCGAGAAACAAGGAAAGAUGCCAUUUUGYAUGGCUAUCAAAUCAAACAGAAAACCCUAGUUUAUGUGAAUGCAUUCGCYAUCGGAARAGAUCCGGAAUCUUGGGAGAACCCGGAAGAGUUCUUACCAGAGAGGUUUUUGGGAAGUGAUGUUGACUUUAGAGGGAGUGAUUUCAAGUUGAUCCCAUUUGGGUCUGGUCGAAGAAUCUGUCCUGGAAUCUCAAUGGGAGCUAUCUCGACAGAGCUUUUGCUUGCUAAUCUUGUUUACUUGUUUGACUGGGAGUUGCCGAAUGGUAUGAAGAAGGAAGAUAUAGACUUUGAGUUUACGCCAGGGAUAACCAUUCACAAGAAGAAUGAACUUUGUCUUUCACCCCAAGUGUAUUCGUAAAAAGUUUAUGAUUCAAGGGUGAUUUUUACUUUGCU